Molecule: messenger RNA, 1228 nt
Organism: Macrosteles quadrilineatus (aster leafhopper)
Lineage: Eukaryota; Metazoa; Arthropoda; Insecta; Hemiptera; Cicadellidae
Exons: 4
Coding region: 36-1205 (389 amino acids)
Molecular function (GO): protein binding
Source: RefSeq, a predicted model, not a curated record
UAAAAUUACAACAGUAACUUAUCUACAUACUCACCAUGAAUAAGAAACACAUUCAAAACUUUCCUUCCCCAUUAUUGAGUAGAAUAUUUUCAUACGUAGAUGAGAAAGACUUGUGCAAUAACGUUCCGUUUGUGUGUGAGAAGUGGAAAUUGGCUUCUUCUCACUCGCUGCAUGUGAAGAAUGCCUACUUUGAAGGAGAAUCUGUGUCCGCUAAAGAUAUAUGUUUUGUGCUUUCCAACUCUCCCUCGUUAGAUUCAGUUACCUUGGUUUCCUGUCACAACUCUGUUCCAAUAUUAAGGCAAAUUAGCAGGUGCAACAGAAACAUUGAAAAACUUAUUUUAAAAGAAUGUUCAUCAAAUGGUGAUAUAAUUCCUGAAGACGUUCUCAUCAACAUUCUGUGGUCGCUACCGCAGUUGAACACCAUAGAAUUGUUCAACACUAAGUUCAGGUCACACCUGCUUUUUGAACUGCUAGCAACACUUCCGAACAUUACCAGCAUAGAUCUGAGCCUCAAUGAGUUUAUAACCAUGGAAGACCUGAUGAGGUUGGUCCACAACAGUCAUAUAACAGAGUUCAAACUCUCAAGGAGAUGUGAGAGGCCCAAGAUAACAGAUGAGGAGUUUGUUCACCUCAUAAGAAUGAUGAGUCCACGACUUGUCCUUCUGCAUUUAGAUAUGGGAGGAGUAGGGGGCAAGGUUUACAAUGAAAUCCUCAGCUGCAUCAAACUGGUUGAUCUUAAACUCAACAAUGCAUUGAAUCUAAGUAAAUCGGUUUUGAAUCAAAUUCCUCACCAGUUGAGGAAGUUAAAGCAUUUAAGUAUUGAAGGUCCAACUCAUGGCCUGAACAAAGAUGAUUUUCAUGUUUCUCUUUUCAUAAACAAUGAAUUUGGAAUGAAAAUCGAGAGUUUAAGGCUUGAAAAAUGUGAUUCCUUAAGUAACAAUGAGUGUUGCGACGUGGUCCAAUCUUGUCCGAACUUGGUGGUUUUUAGUUUACAAGGAUGUAAGGGUGUGAGUCUUCAGGGUAUUGCAGAAACGUUAACAAAGGCUAAAAAGUUAAAACAUUUAAAUAUUGCUUUCUUAGGCAAUGUGUCAAAUGUGAAUAUUCAGGACUUUGGUGAGUUAAAAGAAUUGGUUAUUGAUGAAGCAUCACUUAAGAAAAUCAAUAUUUUGGGCCAAAAUGAGGAGCUGAAUAUCGUUAAAGUGUGAUUGUUCAUCUUUUUACUUUUUGC